Molecule: messenger RNA, 1596 nt
Organism: Opisthorchis viverrini
Lineage: Eukaryota; Metazoa; Platyhelminthes; Trematoda; Opisthorchiida; Opisthorchiidae
Exons: 5
Coding region: 1-1596 (531 amino acids)
Source: RefSeq, a predicted model, not a curated record
AUGAUUAAGUGCGAGGAACAUCCGAUGAUCACUUGCGAUGAAAGAUUUUGCCUUUCCUGUUUUGCUCAUAACCACAAGCUGAUCAUUCGGGAAAAUGAUAAGCAAUGCGGUGGAAUAUUGGUGGCUCGGGUGGGGUGGGUGGUUGUUGAUCAGAUGGCUGUUGAUCUGUUCGUCGACGUGGACGACACAUUUGUGAUCAUCAAAAGGAGCGAACUGCAACGAGUGAGCCAACUGUUAAACAACGCUUUCGACGACAUCAAAUUCACAACCGGGGAAGAAAACAACGGAAAACUGGCGUUCCUGGACAUCCUCAUCGCUAGAUUGCCGAACGGACAACUACAAACUGAGGUCUUUAGAAAGGCGACACAUACGGACCAAGUCCUCAGCUACCACAGCAACCAUCCAAAUUGCCACAAACGAAGCUGCAUUCGGACACUUUUCAAGCGGAUCGAGACACACUGCAGUACAACAGAAUCCAAGAUCAAAGAAGAAAAGCGCCUAUAUAAAUUGUUUCAGAAAAAUGGAUACCCGAGGAAUUUCAUCUGGAGAACACUCAGAAAGCCAAAUAUUAUCAAUGCAACAGGACAAACUGCAAGCAAACGUGUCACACUUCCGUACAUCAAGAACACCGCUGAAAUGACGGCAAGGCUCCUACGACAGCACAAUACAAUGGUCGCCUACAAGCCUGCGAAUACUCUGCGGAGGACACUAUCAAGACCAAAGGGGAAGUUACAUCCAAUGGCGAAGAAUAAUGUCAUAUACAGGAUCCAAUGCAAGGACUGCGACAAACGAAUACACGAACACAAACUCGCCACUAAAAGACACGAUCAAUUCUCCCUCAUCUCCGCACAGAAAGACCAAGAAGGUCACGAGUUCGACUGGAACGGCGUUCGCAUACUCGCUCAAGCAAGAACGAAACGAGAACGCGAAUUUAUGGAGGCGUGCUACCACAGCAACCAUCCAAAUUGCCACAAACGAAGCUGCAUUCGGACACUUUUCAAGCGGAUCGAGACACACUGCAGUACAACAGAAUCCAAGAUCAAAGAAGAAAAGCGCCUAUAUAAAUUGUUUCAGAAAAAUGGAUACCCGAGGAAUUUCAUCUGGAGAACACUCAGAAAGCCAAAUAUUAUCAAUGCAACAGGACAAACUGCAAGCAAACGUGUCACACUUCCGUACAUCAAGAACACCGCUGAAAUGACGGCAAGGCUCCUACGACAGCACAAUACAAUGGUCGCCUACAAGCCUGCGAAUACUCUGCGGAGGACACUAUCAAGACCAAAGGGGAAGUUAGAUCCAAUGGCGAAGAAUAAUGUCAUAUACAGGAUCCAAUGCAAGGACUGCGACAAACGAAUACACGAACACAAACUCGCCACUAAAAGACACGAUCAAUUCUCCCUCAUCUCCGCACAGAAAGACCAAGAAGGUCACGAGUUCGACUGGAACGGCGUUCGCAUACUCGCUCAAGCAAGAACGAAACGAGAACGCGAAUUUAUGGAGGCGUGGUACUCCACCGAAGAAGACAUCAACAAACACAUCGAAAUUGAUCCCAUUUACCAGCCAUUAAGAGCGAGAGAACGCCAAAACCACAGAACUUAG